Engraulis encrasicolus (European anchovy) is the source of this 4698-nucleotide messenger RNA. RefSeq names its product tyrosine kinase with immunoglobulin-like and EGF-like domains 1 (gene tie1). Gene Ontology annotation, molecular function: protein binding; transmembrane receptor protein tyrosine kinase activity; ATP binding. Bases 225 to 3644 code for a protein of 1139 amino acids. Gene Ontology annotation, cellular component: signaling receptor complex; plasma membrane. Lineage: Eukaryota; Metazoa; Chordata; Actinopteri; Clupeiformes; Engraulidae. The transcript is spliced from 23 exons. Gene Ontology annotation, biological process: cell surface receptor protein tyrosine kinase signaling pathway; positive regulation of angiogenesis; positive regulation of kinase activity. The record is from RefSeq and is a predicted model, not a curated record.
GUAGUAAAGUAAAGGGCUUGUCGACGAAAAAAAAAAAACAUAUAUCCGAAACCAUCAGGUCUUGUCUGAUUUUUUAAAGCACAGAUGUAACGUUGGGAAUGACUGGAGAUGCGCAAAAGCGCGCCACUCCCGUUGGCACACUGGAAUAAAAAUCUGGACAGCGGACCGCGACAUCGGAUUCGGAGUUAUCCAGUACUUUGUGGAUUACUACAACAGCUGGAAUAAUGAUUCACAUCAUUUUAUGGGCAUGUUUCGUCUCUACCUCAGAUUCCAUAAUGGACCUCACCAUGAUUUCAAAUGUGGAACACGGUCACACUCGCACCAUCACGUGUGUAUCUGGUGAGCGUAACUCCAAUCUUCAACUGGCUAUCACUAAGGACCAGAAGAUCAUCAAGUAUCCACACGCGCCAAAGUUCAAGGAGACCAAAGGCUCCAGCGAGGUCAACGAGGUGGUGGCCUACGAUUUCCACCGCAUAGACUACAUAGGGAUCUUUUACUGUGAGGCCACACACGAGGCCAGCCAAUACACUGUGACCUUCAUCAGCAACAGCAUCAAUGGGAUGUUGGCCCCUGCACAGCUCUCCGUGACAGCCAACAAGGGAGACACAGUGGAGCUGGUCAUUUACAUUCACAAAACAGACAGAAAAGAAGAGAUCACUUGGAAACAAAAUGGUAACUUCUACUCCACAACACAUGUUCAGGAGCGUGUGGAGAACACAGCAAGGUUAACUUUAAAUGCCGUCACGGAGGACUUGGCAGGAAUCUACAGUGCCAACUUCAUCGGGGACAGCUUCAUCCAAGGGGCCAGCAUGAGACUCCUCGUCAGAGCGUGCCCUGACAAGAAGUGGGGGACGUACUGUGACCAGGAAUGCCCAGAGUGCCUGAAUGGCGGCGUGUGCCACGACAAGAGCGGAGAUUGCCUGUGCCCGCCGGGAUUCAUGGGCAUGCGCUGUGAGACAGCGUGCAGAGAAGGGAAGUUUGGCCACAACUGCCAGGAGUCGUGCAAUAAGACGAUGAACUGCAGGGGUUUAGCCUUCUGCCUGCUGGACCCCUACGGAUGCUCCUGCGCCAGUGGAUGGCAUGGACCCCUCUGUAAUGAGAAGUGUCCUCAUGGUAUGUAUGGAGCGGGCUGUCGGCUGCGCUGCGACUGUAAGAACGGCGGAACCUGCAGUCCCUACAGUGGCUGCCAGUGUCAGACGGGGUGGCGUGGACAACACUGUGAAAAAUCAGAGCACGCUCCUCAGAUCAUCGAGAUGGCCAGCAACCUGGAAUGGAACCUGCUGUCCAGUCCCAAGAUCACCUGCUCGGCCACAGGCAACCCUCCACCCAGGCACCUCAGCAUAGUACUACGCAAGCUGGACAGCACCGAGCUUCAGCCUGUCCACACGACCACAGACUCGGACAAGAGCACUGCCCAUUUUGAGAUCAAGCGCUUGCAGGCAGAGCACGGAGGACUGUGGGAGUGCAGAGUGUCCACCAAUGGCGGAGGGGACUCCCGCAAGUUCAAUCUAACCGUCAAGGAGCCCCCGCGUCCCACUACGCCCCCUAGGCUCCUGGAGAAGAAGAGCAAGCAGCUGGUGGUGAUCCCUAUGGACGUCUACACGGGGGACGGCCCCAUCAUCUCCACCAAGCUCCUCUACAAGCCCAUGGGAGAGGAGUCCUUCUCCUCCAUCAGGGUGUACAGCAGGGAGCCCAUCACCCUGAUGCACCUGCAGCCCUCGACGCGGUACCUGCUGAGGGUGCAGCUGACCAGGCCUGGCGAGGGAGGAGAGGGGGACAUGGGCCCCGAGGCCAUCAUGGAGACAGACUGCCCAGAGCCCACUGCCAGGCCGGAGAUCGAUUUCAACUCGCUGGAGGGCCGUAACGCCACGGUCAGGUGGUCUUUGCCCCCCGGCGGCCACGGUGCGGCCACCGGCUUUUUAGUUGAGUUCUACGACCCCCCGCCGAGCCCCGGCCUCCCCCCGCCGAAGCUGUGGGACAGGCACAUCUUGCUCAAUGUGCACGCCAUCCAGCUGCCCAACCUCGAGUACCACCGGGACUAUAGCGUGGUCGUCCGCUUGGUGAACUGCGGCAGUCUCGGCCCGGCGUCCAAGCCGUACGUCCUCCGCGUCAAGAGCCAGGGACCCUCGUCCCCGAAGCACGUCCGUGCCGAGGCCAUCUCGUUCAACGCGGUGCGCGUCCAGUGGCAGCCUCCGGACGACCCCAACGGCGGCAUCAUCAAGUACACCAUCGAGUACCAGCCGGCGGGCCAGGUCAGCACGCACCAGUGGGUGGACACGGACGACAGCAACAGGACGGCCAAGGAGAUCACGGCGCUGAACGGCAGCACCAGCUACCUCUUCAGGGUCAGGGCUUUCUCCAAGGUGCCGGGGGAGUGGAGCCGGUUCGUGGAGGCCAGGACCCGCGGAGGUGGGGAUGCAGGCACCCUCAGCUUCACACCCACUACCCAGGGGGUGGUGCGUCCAGGCGGAGACAGCUACCAGCUCCUGGUGGCUGUGGUGGGCUCGGUGACUGUCACCUGCGUCACCAUCCUGUUGGCCCUCGUCAUCCUCUUCUGCAUUCGCAAGAGUCUGCUCAAGCGCCGACGCACCUUCACCUACCAGUCGGGAUCGGGAGAGGAGACCAUCCUCCAGUUUAACUCUGGCACCCUGACUCUGACCAGGCGGCCUAAACCCAACCCGGAGCCCCUCACCUACCCCAUCCUGGAGUGGGACGACAUCAAGUUCGAGGACGUGAUUGGGGAGGGCAACUUCGGCCAGGUGAUCAAGGCCAUGAUCAAGAACAAAGACGGGAACAAGAUGAGUGCCGCCAUCAAAAUGCUAAAAGAAUUUGCCUCUGAGAACGACCACCGAGACUUUGCUGGAGAGCUGGAGGUUUUAUGUAAGCUUGGUCAACACCCCAACAUCAUCAACCUCAUUGGUGCCUGUGAGAACAGAGGGUACCUCUACAUUGCCAUCGAGUAUGCGCCUUACGGAAACCUGCUGGAUUUCUUGAGGAAGAGCCGAGUGUUGGAGACGGACCCCGCCUUCGCCAAAGAGCACGGCACCGCCUCCACCCUCACCUCACAGCAGCUGCUGCAGUUCGCCGUGGACGUGGCCAAUGGCAUGCAUUACCUCAGCGACAAACAGUUUAUCCACCGCGACUUGGCCGCCAGAAAUGUACUGGUUGGAGAGAACCUGGUGGCCAAGAUAGCCGACUUCGGCUUGUCUCGGGGAGAAGAGGUGUACGUCAAGAAGACCAUGGUAAAUGCACCAAUAAUAACGGGGAGGCUGCCAGUGCGAUGGAUGGCCAUAGAAUCUCUUAACUACAGCGUCUACACCACAAAGAGUGACGUGUGGUCAUUUGGUGUCUUGCUGUGGGAGAUUGUCAGCUUAGGUGGCACACCUUACUGUGGCAUGACCUGUGCAGAACUCUAUGAGAAGCUUCCGCAGGGAUUCCGCAUGGAGAAGCCCAAGAACUGUGACGACGAAGUGUAUGAGCUGAUGCGGCAAUGCUGGAGGGAUCGGCCGUACGAGCGACCGCCCUUCUCCCAAAUCUCUGUGCAGCUCACCAGGAUGCAAGAGGCAAGGAAGGCCUACGUGAACAUGGCGCUAUUCGAGAACUUCACCUACGCUGGAAUAGACGCCACCGCGGAAGAGGCCUGACUACCAGCCCCCCCAGACCCUGAGAGUGCGCGUCGCCCGCGGAGGGAGCGCCGUGGCCGGUCUCCCACAACAACGACGACGACAGCACGCUACUGCCACCACCCCCCUGCGGCCCUCGCCCAAGCCCAGACCCACGCUGACGUCCACAGCCGACGCUUCACCCACAGCACCUGGCUCUAGACUUUAGACGCCGAAAAAGACUGUGACAGGACACUUGAUUUGGAGGUGGGGGCGCGGCCAUAGUGCCCUAUCUUUGGCCUGCCAUGGAGCAGCCUGCUGUGGGGGAGCAAGGGGUGUAGGAGGAGGUCUUGGGGGGACUUUUGUGGAUGGUUCUCAUCUCAGGAGCACUGGAAGAUAGAUAUAGGACUUCUCAAGAAACUGAAACCCUGAGAUAGUGGGUUUAUUGUAAACCGACAACCAGGGUCUGGGGGUGUACAUACUGCUCACAAUAACAACAAACUCUGCUGUCCUCUUACACUACUACCUUUGUCUGAGAGCAAGAGCAUGGACAUGGCUUUUUGGAUUACACUUGACUGAGCUCAGCGGAGGUGACUCUGAAAUCUUAAAGAUGUAGCACUUAAAUACCAUAUACUCCACUGCAGCAUACUGAACAUGUGUAUUUUUUAUUCCCUUCUCGCCGCCUUGUGUAUUUAUAAAACACUUUGAGACAUAUUCUCUCAUGCCUCUUUUCCACUGCCAUUUUUCUGGUAGGCCUACAGCUCGACAUAGCACGACUCGGCCGCCACUUUUUGCUUUUCGAUUGGGCAUGACACAGCUCAAUCGAAGAGCAAAAAGUGGCGCCCGUGUCGCGCUGUGUCGAGCUAUAGGCCUACCAGAAAACCGCCAGUGGAAAAGAGGCAUUAGUUUUCUGUAAGUAGUCUUGAGUUCAUCUGAACAAUUGCAAACCAAAGGUAUAUUUUAUGUUGAGAAUGUAGUUUGGAGGCGAAUGAGCGCUACCUUGUUUUCACUGCCAUGUAAAGUAUUAGAAUUCAUGUUCUCAUUUCAUAAUUAAAAUGGCUUUGCUGUGACUGGACUCGCAACAAAGAGAAAAAAC